GGCGAAGCUCGAAGGCGGCAGCAAGGAUGUUGACGAAGCCAUGGAGAAGUGGCACAACGGUUCCUUGAGCCACCGGCUGUACGACGUCUUCACCGUAGCCGGCCUCCGCGUGGAGGCCAUCGAACCCGGCCGCCUCCUCUGCUCCUUCAUGGUCCCUGCUCGCCUCACGUCGAGCGCCAGCAACCGUAUGCAGGGAGGCGCGGUGGCGUCGCUGGUGGACCUGGUGGGGUCUGCGGUGAUCUUCGCGGGCGGCUCGCCGGUGACGGGGGUCUCGCUGGAUAUCACCGUCUCCUACCUGGGCGCCGCCCGUGCAAACGAGGAGAUCGAGAUCGAUGCUCGGGUGCUCGACAUCGGCGACAAGACGGGGUGCGUGACCGUGGAGGUGAGGAGGAAGGACAACGGCCAGGUGCUCGCGCACGGCCGCCACACCAAGUAUCUCGCCAAUGUCUCCAGUAAACUCUGAGGGUCCUUUCCCAUCCUUGAAGAGCUGAAGUGUAUACACAUAAAACGGUUGUCUUUGCUAGCCAGCUAUGUUGAUGUUCUAGCGGGCACGGAAUAUUCCAUGCAUCAAUCCGUCGUUCGUGAUUGCUUUCAGAUUCAUGUUUUUUUUUUUGUCAAAUUUUAUCUCGUUUCAAAAUUUAUCAUUUGUUU
Molecule: messenger RNA, 651 nt
Organism: Triticum urartu
Lineage: Eukaryota; Viridiplantae; Streptophyta; Magnoliopsida; Poales; Poaceae
Molecular function (GO): fatty acyl-CoA hydrolase activity
Source: RefSeq, a predicted model, not a curated record